CUCCUUUCAUUCAAGCCCCCCCUUCUCUCUCUCUCUCUCUCUGUGACACAAAUAUUGCAUUAUUAUUAUUAUUUAUUUAUUUUUUCAGUUCUCUCAUUUUCCCAUGAAAAUCCUCACCAUAAUAACCCCUCCUCUAUAUAAGAUCAAGAAAUCCCCGUUUCCCCAAACCCCAACCCAAGUCAUCUCGCUCCACACAAAUCCCCCAACUUUUUCUCCCAUUUUCUCACUUCCCAAACACCACCACAUCCACCAAUACUCCUCCAUGGCUACUUGCAUCGACGUCUCCCGAACCGCCGCCGGCCCCCAACCCCCUCACCCACUUUCUCGCGAUCCAAACAGGCUCCAAACCGCCGACGACGCCGCCCAGCUCAAGUUCCUCAAAAUCUGCCGCCGGCGGUUCUCCGACCGCGUCCCUUGCGCCGCCUCCGCCACCGUCUGCCAGAACCGCACCGCCACGAUUCACACCCGCAGAGCCGUCGAUUUCGUCUGCGACGACGACAACGAAAUCGAAGAUUUCGACGACGAUUAUGGCGACGGUGAUCGAGAAAGUGAGCUCGAUCUGUGGAUGAUAAUGAAGAGCGAAGCCCGCUCCGACAUCGACGAGGAGCCGAUCCUGUCGGCCUACUAUUUCAAUUCGAUUCUGUCGUACAAUUCUCUGGAGAGCGCUCUGGCGAAUCAUCUGUCUGUGAAGCUGAGCAACCACAGUCUUCAGACAAACACUCUCUUCGACAUCUUCAUCGGAGUUUUGUCGGAAGAUGAAGAGAUUAUGAAAUCUGUAACACACGAUCUGAAAGCAGUUAAGGAAAGAGAUCCUGCCUGUAUAAGCUAUGUCCACUGUUUCUUGAAUUUCAAGGGCUUCUUGGCCUGCCAAGCUCAUAGGGUGGCCCACAAAUUGUGGUCACAGGGAAGGAAAGUUCUUGCCCUGUUGAUUCAGAACCGAGUUUCGGAGGCUUUCGGGGUGGAUAUCCACCCCGGCGCGAGGAUCGGGCGGGGAAUUCUGCUCGAUCACGCGACCGGAGUGGUGGUCGGGGAGACCGCGGUGAUUGGAGACAAUGUGUCGAUUUUGCACAAUGUGACAUUGGGCGGGACCGGGAAGGCCUGCGGCGACCGGCAUCCGAAAAUCGGCGACGGGGUUUUGAUUGGGGCAGGGACUUGUAUACUGGGGAAUAUUAGGAUUGGUGAAGGAGCUAAAAUUGGUGCUGGCUCUGUUGUGCUAAAGGAGGUCCCACCAAGGACUACUGCUGUUGGGAAUCCUGCUAAGCUUGUGGGAGGGAAGGAGAAUCCCAUUAAGCUUGACAAGAUUCCUAGCCUAACUAUGGAUCAUACUUCUUAUAUUUCUGAGUGGUCUGACUAUGUUAUUUAGAAUGAUUGAACACCUUUUUUUUUUUUUUUUUUUUUUGGGUGUUGUUAUGAUUAGAUUGGUUAUGUUUUAACUUUGUGUUUGUUGUUUAAGUGAGAACCGAGGUUCUCCUAUUGGCAAACCCAAGAUAAAGAAGACAAGAACUGGAAGUUUAGAUGGUGGGAAAGCACAAGACAAUUUGUGCUGCUAGGUGGCUGCUUUGUCAUGUUAGGUUGGUGUUUUUGUAUCAAUUUAAGAAGACAUUGUUAUGUAUUAUAUAUAUAGAAAUAUGAAAGUAUCUUAUGAUUUAUAUGGCUA
Molecule: messenger RNA, 1657 nt
Organism: Morus notabilis
Lineage: Eukaryota; Viridiplantae; Streptophyta; Magnoliopsida; Rosales; Moraceae
Product: serine acetyltransferase 1, chloroplastic
Exons: 1
Coding region: 104-1363 (419 amino acids)
Cellular component (GO): cytoplasm; cytosol
Molecular function (GO): L-serine O-acetyltransferase activity
Source: RefSeq, a predicted model, not a curated record